Molecule: messenger RNA, 5869 nt
Organism: Lagopus leucura (white-tailed ptarmigan)
Lineage: Eukaryota; Metazoa; Chordata; Aves; Galliformes; Phasianidae
Gene: GRIP2
Product: glutamate receptor interacting protein 2
Exons: 24
Coding region: 675-3977 (1100 amino acids)
Biological process (GO): neurotransmitter receptor transport, endosome to postsynaptic membrane
Molecular function (GO): protein binding
Source: RefSeq, a predicted model, not a curated record
GCCGCCAGCCAACUUCUGCAGCUGGCUGUGCGCGCAGCUCUGUGCGUACCUCCGCAGGACCAGCUGCUGCCUUUUCUCUUGUCCCCCUUUCCUCACGUUUUUUGUUUUUGUUUUUUAAAUUCUCCCCCUGCCUGAGAUCCCCAUGGAAGCCCCAGAAGGGCUUGUGCUGUGGACUGACAGCUCUCCGUGGGGUGCUGCCUGCUCCCAACCGGCACAGCACGAGGGGCAAUGCCGCCGGGAAUGAAGCGCUCUGCAUUCACUGCAUCUGCUGGAGCCAGGGCUGGCCGGUUGCCUCCCCUCCAACCAGCUGUUCCCUUUAAUCACUGCGCUCCUAACUUUCGCUUUUCAAUGCCUGAUGGCCACUCGAUCCGAGCCAACCACCACGGAAUUUUAGGACCAUAGCCUUCAUUUUCCUAUUUCUAUACAGCACUGGGGAGCCAUGUAAGGACAUUUCUUUCGGAAGGAUUGCAACAUUUUUAGAGUUCUUGCAAACUGGACUGUUUGCGGUCCAGGACAAUUUCUUUUUCUGUCCCUACGGUGAAGCAAGGAGCAGUGUGUGUUCUGCAGGGCUGCUCGGCUGUGGGUGGCAGCGAAAAGUGAUCCCAGAGCAGUCGGGGUGAGAGCAAGGAGUGCCUGCUGCAGUUAGUUGAAUGGUUUGAUAGCUAAUAGCAGACAUGCUUUGUGGACUGAAAAAGGAUUUGCAAUCAGACUUCGAUGAUGGCCCUUACUCGAAGGGGAGCAAGGACUCUGGUGGGAUGGACUCAGCCCUGGUCUCCAGGAGGCAAAGCAUCCCAGAGGAGUUCAGAGGGGUCACCAUUGUGGAGCUGAUCAAGAAGGAAGGAAGCACCCUUGGGUUGACCAUCUCAGGUGGCACGGACAAAGAUGGGAAGCCAAGAGUCUCCAACCUGAGGCCAGGAGGACUGGCAGCAAGAAGUGACCAGCUGAACGUUGGGGAUUACAUCAAGUCGGUGAACGGCAUCAACCUGACCAAGCUGCGGCACGACGAGAUCAUAAGCCUGCUGAAAAACGUGGGCGAAAGGGUGGUGCUGGAAGUCGAGUAUGAGCUGCCCCCAGCUGUGCCAGAAAGCAGUGCUGGCAUUAUUCCCAAGACCAUUGAGGUGUCCCUCUACAAGGAAGGCAACAGCUUUGGCUUUGUGCUCAGAGGGGGAGCCCAUGAAGACUGGCACAAGUCCAGACCGCUUGUGCUCACCUACGUGAGGCCGGGUGGCCCAGCAGACAGAGAAGGGUCCUUGAAAAUCGGGGACAGGCUGCUGAGCGUUGAUGGGAUCCCUCUGCACAGUGUGACCCACGCUGACGCCCUCAACAUCCUGCGGCAGUGCAGCCAGGAGGCACUCUUCCAGAUCGAGUAUGAUGUGACCAUCAUGGAUACUGUAACUAAUGCUUCGGGACCUCUACUAGUUGAAAUAGCAAAGACUCCAGGAUCAACGCUAGGAAUCACGCUGACAACAAGCACGCAUCGGAACAAGCAGGUCAUUGUCAUUGAUAAGAUCAAGCCGGCCAGCGUGGUGGACAGAUGUGGAGCACUGCAUGUUGGUGACCAUAUUCUCUCCAUCGAUGGCACAAGCACAGAACACUGCUCUUUACUAGAGGCAACUCAGCUUUUAGCUGCCACCUCAGAAAACGUCAAGCUGGAGAUAUUACCUGUUCACCAAAGCAGGCUGCCUUUGAAGCCCCCAGAAACAGUCAAGGUGCAGAAGAGUGACCACCACCACUGCUGGGACCCCUGUGUCAACUACUGUCACACCCACCACCCUGGGCACUGCAAGACGCCCACUUGGAACCAGACGCCUGGACAGGAUUAUUGCAAAUCUCUGGUGGCCGCCAACUUCUCAUCUCCCACCAUGAACGCGCAGGGCUUCCCCUGCCAGAACUCGAACACGCUACCUCGCAGCUCCCACCCCAUGAGCCCCCGCACCACCAUGCUGAGGAGGAGGCAGAAGAAAAAGGAGCACAAGAGCUCAUUGUCGUUGGCCUCCAGCACGGUGGGUCCUGGCGGGCAGAUAGUCCACACGGAGACGACAGAGGUGGUGCUCAGGGGAGACCCUUUGAACGGCUUCGGACUUCAGCUCCAGGGAGGCAUCUUUGCUACUGAAACCCUGUCCUCCCCACCUCUGGUCCGUUUUAUUGAGCCUGACAGCCCGGCAGAGAGGUUAGAGACCUUGCCCUUGGAUGCUGAUGGUGCUGCUGCUGACCAUUUCAUGGUUUGGUGUGGGCUGCUGCAAGUGGGAGACAGAGUCCUUUCUAUCAAUGGCAUUGCAACUGAGGACGGGACUAUGGAGGAAGCUAAUCAGCUUCUGCGGGAUGCUGCGCUGACGAACAAAGUGGUGCUCGAAAUUGAAUUUGAUGUUGCAGAGUCUGUCAUACCCAGCAGCGGCACUUUCCAUGUUAAAUUGCCCAAGAAAAGAGGUGUAGAGCUUGGAAUUACAAUCAGCUCUGCGAGCAGAAAGCCUGGGGAGCCUUUGAUCAUCUCCGACAUCAAGAAGGGGAGUGUAGCACAUAGAACUGGCACCUUGGAGCCGGGAGACAAGCUGUUAGCCAUUGAUAACAUCCGACUCGACAAUUGCUCAAUGGAGGAUGCUGUGCAGAUUUUAAGGCAAUGUGAAGACCUGGUCAAAUUGAAGAUUAGGAAGGAUGAAGAUAACUCUGAUGAGCAGGAGACAACCGGUGCCAUAAUCUACACGGUGGAACUGAAGCGAUAUGGUGGUCCCUUGGGAAUAACCAUCUCUGGGACGGAGGAACCCUUUGAUCCCAUUGUCAUUUCGGGCCUGACAAAAAGAGGGCUGGCAGAAAGAACCGGAGCCAUCCACAUCGGUGACCGAAUACUUGCAAUCAAUAAUGUGAGCCUCAAGGGCAAGCCACUGAGUGAAGCAAUCCACCUGCUGCAGAUGGCAGGGGAGACAGUAACGCUGAAGAUCAAGAAACAGAUGGAGAAAUCCUAUCCCAAGAAGUCUGGGAGUAUAAAUGAAGCGAGUGACCCCGAAGACGAACUGACGGACUCCCAGAAAACAAGCAAGCUGUCUGAGAUGUACUCUACCACUAUUCCUAGUGUAGACAGUGCUAUGGAGUCCUGGGAUGGCUCCGGCAUUGAUGCUGGGUAUGGAAGCCAAGGUACGUACAUACCUCAGGCUGCAGGCAUUGCCCUUCAUCCACAUGAAUGGAGACACAGCAGGCAAAAGAGCAGCACCCCUCCUGCGGACCCCAGGAAAAGCUACCCCUUCAUGGAUGGGAGCUUCAGUGAAGAUGACUGGGACAAGCCCAGCAGAUACCCCAACCGCCAAAAUGGCCUUGAGACCACUCACGAGGAUAGUUUUUGGCGUGUUUUUGGAGAAGCUUUGGAGGAUUUGGAAACAUGCGGCCAGUCUGAACUUUUGAGGGAGAUUGAGGCAUCCAUCAUGACAGGGAGCGUGCACAACCUGGGCCUGGAGGGCAGCAAGCUGCUCCUGGACUCUGUCAACCCAUCGGGGCUGAGCCCAUUGAGGAAGGCAAACUCCGGCUGUGACAACGGGCAGACUGAGAGCAGCAGCUCCCCUGCCAAGAAGAAUGAGAGGAACCUGGACAUGAAGAAGAUGGAGAAGGAGAUGCAGGAGAUCAUGUCCCCUACCCCCCUCGAGUUUCACAAGAUGACACUUCGCAAAGACCCAGAGAGCGAAGACUUUGGAUUCAGUGUGUCAGAUGGCCUGCUAGAAAAAGGUGUCUAUGUAAAUAUGGUCCGUCCGGAUGGGCCAGCAGAUCAGUGUGGCCUCAAGCCAUAUGACAGAGUGCUUCAGGUAAAUCGCGUCCGAACGAGAGACUUUGACUGCUGUCUGACUGUCCCUUUGAUCUCAGAGGCUGGAGACAAGCUGGACCUGGUGAUCAGCCGCAACCCUUUGGCUGCCAACGCUCCUCUGGAGGGGAAUGGGGAGCUGCUGGCACAGGCAGCCCACACCGAGGUCAAGGCGAGCGUCCAGACACUGUGAGCAGCCACAGCGGAUGGUACCUGGGGCCUCUGCUGAGCCAUUCUGGUAUUUGGGGUGUUCUUCCUGUUUUUUGCACUGGUAUUUGUAAAUGCUGUGUGUAUCAUCAGCUCCAAGGGGGGAGGUGGGUCUUCAGUGAGCUGUCACCUGUAGGCCACCCAACGCUGCUGGGAAGGUUGAAGCUGGAUGUUUGUUUCUGGGGCUGGGGUGAGCUGUUGCAUCCCCAGUGCAUUGUGGUGCACGGGGUCUCCUGCCCCAGCACCUCCUCGCUCUUCAGGCCUUGGCCAUCCUACAGACACACAUGGUGCUAUUUUUAUCCUUGUUUGCUCUGUUUAUCACAUACAGCAAGAUUGAAAUGCCAUUCUUUUUCUGUUGUACCCAGCUCCACCCUCCAAACGCUCCCCAUACAUUGAUUCCUGCAGUCCCUUUCUCUCCUGCUAUCAGGCUAUGGAGGGCCCUGUUUAAAGACAAUUCAAAAUGCACUUGAUGGUGUCUAGGUGCAGUUCUUGUUCAGAAAUUUAUGUUUGCAGCUGCCUCACGCUGGCCCCUUCCAUGCUGCCCCAGCAGGGCUGGCUCAGCCCAGUGCCCACUGCCCACUGCCCAGGGCACCUCGUCUCACCAUCAGCAGUGCAGUUGUCCGCGCCACACAGCGGCUAUUAGAGCAGAAGGCUGUGCCCAAGGCUGAAGACCCUAAAUGCCUGCUACUGUUUUUCAGAUGGUUAUGGAGAUAAUGCAAGUAAAAAGCAGAAGUGUUGUUAUCUAGGGCAGUUGAUGUUUUGAAUUAAUAGAACCUUCUUGUCCCCUGCCAGGCAGUGACGUGAGAAGUCCCACGGUAGAUGGAGAUUGUACAUCCCCUGCCCCCACCUGCACUAGCAGUGCCUAGGUGGCUUUGUUUUGUUAACCCCUUGCCUGUUGCUGGCCUUCCCAUGGCCUCCAAGCAUGGUGCCCCUAUUGUCCCCAAUGUGUGUAUUGUCCCCAGUGUGCCCCCAAGCCAUGGGGAGGAGGCAGCUGAGGUAUUUGCAUCGGCUUCAGUCUGCAGGAGACACAGUCCAUCUGGCUGUGGGCUCCUCCUCCUCUCUUUGCUGUGAGUUCCUCCUGUGGCAGAUGUGAGCUGCGCUCUGUGUUCCAUGUCUUAGCACUUUAUGAUGACAUUAGCAUCCUGGCACCCUGGCAUUGCUUUGCCCAUGAAGGCUCACAUGUGGUGGUAUGGUGGAGGUGAAGAACUUGCAUGGUUGUGGGCAGCAGCCCUGGUGACCACUGCCCCCAUUACCCCACUCACCAUUUCAUUUCCUCCAUCACCACCCCAUACCAGGGCUGUGUUUGGGUGCCAUAGAGCUGUGUGCAGCACGUUCCUCAUUUUGCUGAGCCAGGACUCACUUCUGCAUCCAUCUCUACUUUGCAGCUCUGUCCUUCCACAAUAGCCCAGCAUAUUGGGGUGUUUCUUUGAGGCAUGUCCAGCCCCAUCCAGCUACUUGUCAGUGUAGCCAUUUUCUCUUCAAGUAUGCAAUAUCCCAUACCAUUGCUGCCACAACUAGAUGACGUGCCAUAAUUGAUACUGUGGAGCAUUGACAGUGCAGCCGAAAGUGUUUUUAUAUGCAAUAUUCUGAACAGUGGAAGCUCGCUGGGGCUUCUCAUAGGUUUUUAAUGAAGACUUUUAUUAAAGGCUUUAAAAAAAAAAAAAAAAAGAAAAACUUGGUCCUUGUAUCCCUUCCUAUGCAUUUUGAAUGAUAUGAAGAUGAAAUGCAUUACUUAAAUGUGUAUUUUUAUCCAUAUAUUAGAGUGUAUUCCUUGUAAAGUAUUUUUAUAUGCUGAUUUUCUUAUGUAUCUAUGAAAGCACAAUAUUUAAAAGUACAGCAUUUCAAAAAAUAUUUUAGUCCUGUUUUGGACCUAUUUGU